AGAGAAAGAACGACUGAGGUACGCGAGUUUAAGUGUCCAGUGAAUAUACCGUUGCUCGCUUGGAUUUCCUCAAGGGAAUUUGACUGAACUGUUCACAUGUGUAUCAAGUGUCGGUGAAAAUAAAGAAAGGGUGAUGAUCAUACAUAUAAGGGCGACCAUAGUGGUCGCCUUACUGGCCAUAUUUAGAGGAGUCUUUGCUCAGAAUUCAACUAGUAAUUUAUUCCAAUGUCCCACAGGUUGGGAACUGAGAGGUCUUCACUGCUAUAAAUUUUUCAACAUCAGGCAUUCUUGGGAAAAAGCAGCCGAGCUUUGUAGAAGAUAUGGAAGUGACCUGAUGGCAGUAGAAUCCUAUAGUGAAAACAACUUAACGGCCAGCAUUGCCACUUCUUCAGUGCCGCUUGAAAGGCGAGGAGCUAGUCAUUAUUGGUUAGGUUUGGCGUCGUUGGAUGAUCUCAGAACUAAUACACUCGAAUCAGCCGCAGGCACUUUGGUGUCUCAAUAUUCAGGUUUCUGGUCCCUUGACCAGCCCGAUCCAAGUAACGGAGAAUGCGUCGACGUAAUCGUUACCGAAGAAUCUCAAUCAUGGCAGCUCACUACUUGCGAAAGCCUGCAGCCCUUCAUGUGUCGCGCGAAAGCUUGCCCAACCGGAUCAUACCAUUGUUCCAACGGCAAAUGUAUCAACGAAAAAUUCCUUUGCGACAAGCAAGACGACUGCGGAGAUGGUUCUGAUGAAUUAAAUUGCCCCCUAAACUGCAAUUACUACCUAGCCAGUAGCGGGGACGUUGUUGAAAGCCCCUACUACCCACACAAAUACGCGCCACUGACCAACUGCAAAUGGACAUUGGAGGGACCACAAGGCCACAACAUCCUUCUUCAAUUCCAGGAGUUUGAAACAGAGAAAACUUUUGAUACAGUUCAGAUACUAGCUGGGGGAAGGACCGAAGACACCUCCAUAAACCUGGCUACGCUGUCAGGGAAGCAAGACUUAACGAACAGGUCAUUUGUGUCAGGAUCAAAUUUCAUGAUCAUCAAGUUCAGCACUGAUGCUUCGGUUGAAAGGAAAGGUUUCAGGGCAUCUUGGAAAACGGAGCCCCAAACUUGUGGGGGUACACUCAGGGCUACCCCUCAGGGACAAGUUCUAACAUCUCCUGGUUAUCCUGAACAGUACCCUGGUGGUUUGGAAUGUUUGUAUAUAGUACAAGCUCAUGGCGGAAAAAUUAUUACUCUGGAAGUAGAUGAUCUGGAUCUUGACGAAACACGCGAUCUUAUUUUGGUUAGAGACGGAGAUUCACCCAAAAAUAAACCAAUAGCGAGAUUAACUGGAAAAGGGGAAAGUAACCAGAAAGUGAUCAUGUCAACGGGUAGUCAGUUGUAUCUGUAUUUCAAAACAAGAUUAGGCGAUUCCAGACGAGGUUUCAGAAUCAGAUAUACACAAGGCUGCAAAGCAACAAUUAUAGCAAAGAACGGCACCCUAACCUCUCCAGCAUAUGGCCUAGAAAACUACCCAAGCAACCAAGAGUGUCUAUACAAGAUCAGAAAUCCAGGUGGACAACCCUUGUCUCUGAACUUCGGGAACUUUGAUGUUGAUAGUUCGGAUUUCGUUCAAGUAUACGAUGGUUCCACGACGAGCGGUCUACGACUUCACUCCGGAAACGGUUUUACAACAGCGACAAAACCCAAAAUCACCCUCACAGCAUCUAGUGGUGAAAUGUUAGUGAGGUUCGUGACUGACGCUUUGCACAGCAGCAAGGGAUGGGAGGCUACUUUCUCGGCUGAUUGUCCUCCACUCCAACCAGGAAUAGGAGCCCUGGCCUCAAGCAGAGACACUGCUUUUGGCACAGUCGUCACCUUUAGCUGUCCAACAGGACAAGAAUUUGCAACUGGACGCAAUCGAAUCACCACGCAAUGUAUGCCGGGCGGUAAUUGGUCAGUCAGCUACAUACCAAAGUGCCAGGAAGUUUAUUGUGGCCCCGUACCCCAAAUCGACAAUGGGUUCUCCAUAGGAUCUACAAAUGUUACCUACAGGGGACAGGCUAUGUACCAGUGCUAUGCCGGCUUUGCUUUUCCAACUGGCCAACCUAUUGAGCGGAUAUCAUGUUUAUCUGAUGGGCGAUGGGAAAAGAAACCAAAUUGCCUUGCAUCUCAAUGUGCUGCAUUACCUGAUGUGCCACACGCAAACGUUACUGUUUUGAAUGGAUUGGGACGAUCAUAUGGCACCAUAGUAAGAUACGAAUGUCAGCCAGGCUACAUAAGAAGUGGACCUCCAGUAAUUCUAUGUAUGAGCAAUGGGACUUGGUCUGGAGAUGUCCCUAUAUGUUCAAGAGCCCAAUGUCCAGAAUUCCCAGAAAUAAACAACGGAUUCAUCACCGACCUAUCCAGACAAUAUUUCUUCAAUGAUGAAGCCAGAGUUCAAUGCUUCAAAGGGUACAAACUGAUGGGCAACAGCAUCUUACGAUGCGGUGAGAACCAACUCUUCAACAACCCACCCAAAUGCGAGGAUAUCAAUGAAUGCAUCAGCAGCCAAUGUGAUGUGGCUUCUACUGAGUGUGUUAAUGCACCAGGAUCAUUUCACUGUAAAUGCCGGAAGGGAUUCGAAACAACGAAUGAGUGUCGACCCGUGGGCGAUUUGGGAUUGAUUAACGGGGGGAUCCCCGACGAGUCCAUAAGCGUUUCCGGUAGUGAGGCUGGAUAUGACAAAACGAUGGUUCGUCUGAAUAAUGGCGUUGGAUGGUGUGGCAGUGCCAUUGAUGCUGGUUCCAACUGGGUAGUCAUCGACCUGAGAGCUCCAACAAUCAUUAGAGGAUUCAGAACCGCUGCUGUUACAAGACUAGAUGGAAAUAUUGCAUUCACUUCAGCAGUACGUAUCCAGUACACUGACGACCUAACAGAUGUUUUUAAAGACUACAGAAACCCCGACGGCCUGGCAGUGGAGUUCACCAUCGAGAAACCCACACUUUCCAUUCUAAACCUUCCUGUGCCAAUCGAAGCACAGUACGUCAAGUUCAAAAUACAAGAUUACAUAGGAGCUCCGUGCUUGAAGCUGGAAAUUAUGGGCUGUACUAGACUGGAGUGUUCCGAUAUCAACGAAUGCGCUGAUAACAAUGGCGGGUGCCAACAGAAAUGUAUCAACAGUGCUGGCGACUAUUCUUGUAGCUGCAACGUUGGUUUUGAGCUAUAUACCAAAAAUGGUACCGCUGCCUACUUCAUUGAAAAGUCCGAAACCGGAGUCCGCAUUGGAGAUGUUUAUAACAUCAACAAAUCCUGUGUACCUGUUAUGUGUCCAAGUUUGAACUCUCCUGAAAAUGGGGUUAUUUUGUCAACAAGAGAGAAAUACCAUUUUGGAGAUUUGGUGAGGUUCCAGUGUGAUUUUGGCUACGUUAUGACGGGUUCUUCCUCGUUGCUUUGUACAUCCACUGGGGUAUGGAAUGGUACAGUACCGGAAUGCAAAUAUGCACAGUGUGUUUCACUUCCUGACGACAAAAAUGAAGGUCUCAAAGUUAUUCGUAACGAUGAAGAUAGUGUAUUGGUGCCCUUCAGGGAUAAUGUCACUUUACACUGCAGUAUGACUGGCAGGCAAUUGCGAGGAACUUCUGCAGCAGGUUUCAGGCAAUGUGUUUAUGAUCCACAACCAGGUUUACCCGACUACUGGCUUAGCGGCGUCCUCCCAUCCUGCCCCAGAAUCGAUUGCGGCGUUCCUCUGCCAACGCCGGGUGCAGAAUACGGCCAAUACGUCGAUACGAAAUAUCAAUCAUCAUUUUUCUUCGGCUGCCAGAACACCUUCAAACUUGCAGGACAAAGUAGUAAACAUGACAACGUUGUGAGAUGCCAGGCGAAUGGAGUGUGGGACUUUGGCGACCUGCGUUGCGAAGGUCCAGUUUGCGAAGAUCCCGGACGUCCUAGCGAUGGAAUUCAAGUAGCCAGAAGCUACGAGCAAGGAUCAGAAGUAUCUUUCGGUUGCAACCGCCCUGGAUAUAUCCUCAUCAAUCCCAGACCGAUUACUUGUGUGCGGGAUCCCGAAUGCAAAGUGGUCCGUCCUCUAGGAUUAGCUUCUGGUAAAAUCCCAGACUCUGCCAUUAACGCUACUAGCGAAAGACCUAACUACGAAGCUAGGAACGUCAGAUUGAACUCAGUCACCGGAUGGUGUGGCAAGCAAGAAGCUUUCACUUACGUCAGCGUUGAUUUGGGAAAAGUUUACCGAGUCAAGGCUAUUCUAGUCAAAGGUGUUGUAACAAAUGAUAUCGUUGGGCGACCCACUGAGAUCAGAUUCUUCUACAAGCAAGCUGAUAACGAAAACUAUGUGGUUUACUUCCCCAACUUCAAUUUGACCAUGAGAGAUCCGGGAAACUAUGGAGAGCUAGCUAUGAUCUCGUUACCUAAAUAUGUUCAAGCUAGGUUCGUGAUUCUAGGUAUUGUCAGCUAUAUGGAUAAUGCAUGCUUGAAAUUUGAACUUAUGGGGUGCGAUGAACCUGAGAAAGAGCCGCUCUUGGGAUAUGACUACGGAUAUUCUCCUUGUGUUGAUAAUGAAACUCCAGUAUUCCAAAACUGUCCACAGCAACCAGUAAUUGUACAGAAGGAUGCUAAUGGUGGAAUUCUCCCAGUAAACUUCACAGAGCCAACAGCUGUAGAUAACUCCGGUAGUAUUGCUAGAUUGGAAGUUAAACCUGCUACCUUUAAGACUCCGCUUUAUAUUUUCGAGGAUAUGGUUGUGAAAUAUGUUGCUUAUGACUUCGAUGGAAAUGUCGCAAUAUGUGAAAUCAACAUUACUGUACCAGAUAAUACUCCUCCACUGCUUAGUUGUCCUCAAAGUUACGUAAUCGAACUAGUAGACAAGCAAGACAGCUAUGCUAUCAACUUCAAUGAAACCCGUCGUCGAUUGAACGCUACCGACGCCUCCGGUGAAGUAACUAUCAAGUAUGUUCCAGAGAGAGCUACCAUUUCCAUAGGCGACUUCGAAAACGUGACGGUGAUCGCCACAGACAAAUAUGGCAACAAAGCUACUUGUCACUUCCAGGUGUCAGUCCAAGCCACUCCCUGCGUGGAUUGGGAACUGAAGCCACCUGUCAAUGGGGCACUGAACUGCUUGCCAGGAGAUAAGGGACUACAGUGUAUAGGAACCUGUAAUCCUGGGUACCGAUUUACAGACGGAGAACCUGUGAAAACGUUUUCUUGUGAAACUAAUUCGCCAUGGAGACCGACGUCUGUGGUGCCCGACUGUGUUUCAGAAAAUACCCAACAAGCUGAUUAUCACUUCACUGCUUCAAUCAACUAUCGAGCAAACGGGGCAGUAGCCACAUCUUGUCUAACCCAGUACACUGAACUGGUUUCACAGUAUUACCAAAAUUUGAACAACGUCCUCUCCGAAAGAUGCUCCGCUGUGAACGUAAAGAUGAAUGUCACUUUUCACAAAGCUGUUGCCUCUUUGAUAGAAGAAAACGUGGUCAAAGUAGAUUACAUUCUGGAAAUCGUCCCCAUAGUACGUCAACCCCAAUUAUACGAUCUCUGUGGCAGUACCUUGAAUUUGAUGUUUGAUCUUUCUGUACCAUAUGCCAAUGCUGUGGUAGAACCACUGUUGAAUGUGUCUGCCAUUGGAAAUCAGUGCCCUCCGCUGAAAGCUCUCAAGUCAACAACUAACAGGGGCUUCACUUGUAAUGUAGGAGAAGUUCUGAAUAUGGACACCAAUGAUGUACCAAGAUGUCUGCAUUGUCCUGCUGGAACUUUUGCCGGAGAAAAACAAAAAGAGUGUACCUACUGCCCAAGAGGAUUCUACCAGAACCGUGACCGACAAGGAGCGUGCAAUAGAUGUCCUCAAGGAACGUACACCCGAGAGGAAGGAUCCAAGAGUGUUCACGAUUGUGUCCCUGUUUGUGGAUAUGGUACCUACUCUCCAACUGGUCUAGUACCAUGUCUAGAGUGUCCCAGAAAUAGUUACACGAGUGAACCACCAACUGGAGGAUUCAAAGACUGUCAAGCCUGCCCGGCAAAUACUUUCACUUAUCAACCAUCUUCGCCAGGAAAGGACAGAUGUAGACCCAAGUGUGGUCCAGGGCAGUACUCGCCAACAGGACUAGCACCAUGUUCGCUGUGUCCCAAAGAUUUCUACCAAUCGAUACCCGGACAAACAUAUUGUAAUGAAUGCCCCAGUAACAUGGGAACUGAAGGUGCCGGAGCAGCCGGUAGGGACGAAUGCCAUCCAGUUCAAUGCAAGGACAGUGCCUGUCAACAUGGUGGCCUCUGCGUUCCAAUGGGACACGGAAUUCAAUGCUUCUGUCCUGCAGGAUUCUCUGGUAGAAGAUGCGAGAUCGACAUAGAUGAAUGUUCCUCACAACCUUGUUACAAUGGUGGUACUUGCAUCGACCUGCCUCAAGGAUAUAAAUGCCAGUGUCCUCCUGGAUAUUCGGGUAUCAAUUGUCAAGAAGAAAGGUCCGAUUGUUCUAAUGAUACUUGUCCUGCAAGGGCGAUGUGUAAAGACGAACCAGGAUAUAAGAAUUACACGUGCCUCUGUCGUUCUGGAUAUACAGGAAUUGAUUGUGAUGUGACGAUUGAUCCUUGCUCAGCAAACGGCAACCCAUGCAACAAUGGGGCUACUUGCAUUGCAUUGCAGCAAGGCAGGUUCACCUGCGAAUGUCUACCAGGUUGGGACGGUCAACUGUGCGAGAACAAUAUCGACGACUGCUCCGAAAAACCUUGUCUACUUGGAGCCAACUGCACGGACUUAGUAGCGGACUUCAGCUGCUCGUGUCCACCAGGCUUCACAGGUAAGAGAUGCCAGGAGAAGAUUAACAUGUGCGGCAGAAACCCUUGCAAGAACGGAAUCUGCGUGGAUAAACUGUUCUACUAUGACUGCGUUUGCAACCCCGGUUGGAGCGGAGAGACCUGCGAGUCCAACAUCAAUGACUGCCAGCCCAAUCCUUGCGAAAAUGGCGGCCAUUGCAUAGACGGUGUGGAUGACUUCACUUGCACCUGCGAGCCAGGAUUCACCGGAAAAAAAUGCCAGCACACUAUCGACUUCUGUUCUUCGGAGCCUUGCCAAAACGGAGCGACUUGCACGGACCUGGUGGACACCUUCUCCUGCAAGUGCCGACCGGGCUUCGUCGGUCUUCAGUGUGAAGCUGAAAUCGAUGAAUGUCUGAGCGAUCCUUGCAACCCCGUGGGAACUGAAAGAUGCGUCGACUUGGACAAUAAGUUUGUCUGCAUGUGCCGAGAGGGUUAUACAGGCAGUUUCUGCGAAGUCAACAUCGAUGACUGCCACUCCCAACCUUGUUUGAAUGGAGGAUCCUGUAGAGACGAAGUGGGUGCCUAUCGUUGUGUUUGUCAACCUGGCUGGACUGGUGCUAACUGCGAGACGGAUAUUGGAAGUUGUCAAACAAGGCCUUGCCAGAAUGAUGCCAAAUGUAUUAAUUUGUUCCAGGACUUUUUCUGUGUGUGUCCUUCAGGAACCGACGGAAAGCAGUGCGAAACCGCUCCCGAAAGAUGCAUAGGCAACCCCUGCAUGCACGGUGGUAAGUGUCAAGAUUUCGGCUCAGGCCUCAACUGUUCCUGCAGCGAUAAUUACAGCGGCAUUGGCUGUCAAUAUGAGUACGAUGCAUGUCGAGCGAACGCCUGUAAAAAUGGUGCUACCUGUACAAAUGAUGUACCCGGAUUCAGGUGUAUCUGUCCUCCUGGGUAUACUGGAAAGUUCUGCGAAGAAGACAUAGUGGAUUGUAAGGAGAACUCUUGCCCGCCCAGUGCCACUUGUAUUGAUCUGACAGGAAAGUUCUACUGUCAAUGUCCAUUCAAUUUGACUGGCGAAGACUGUCGAAAAACUAUUUCUGUUGACUACGACUUGUACUUCAGUGAUGCUACACGAAGCUCAGCAUCGCAAGUGAUUCCUUUCUAUACGGGAUCUAAAACUAGCCUGACCAUAGCUAUGUGGGUUCAGUUCACGGAAAAAGACGAAAAUGGAAUUUUCUUCACUCUCUACAGCGUGUCGUCCAAACACGUUGCAAAUGACAGACGACCGAUGGUCCAAGCACAUUCCAACGGAGUCCAGAUAUCCAUUUUCCCUGAUGUCCAAGAUGUGUAUUUGAGUUACAGAGAUUAUACCACAGUAAAUGAUGCCCAGUGGCACCAUAUCGCCAUCGUAUGGGAUGGAGAAAAUGGAGGAGAGCUCAAAUUGAUAACGGAGGGCUUGAUUGCCAGCAAAGUCAAAGGAUAUGGCAGCGGACGUAAAUUACCAGAAUAUGCUUGGGUAACCCUAGGAAAGCCCCAAACAGGUAACCCGAAAGCCUACACUGAGUCAGGGUUCCAAGGCCACCUCACCAAAGUUCAGAUAUGGGGCAGAGCUUUAGAUGUCACCAACGAAGUCCAAAAACAAGUUAGAGACUGUAGGACCGAGCCAGUACUAUACAGGGGUCUCAUUCUGACCUGGGCGGGAUAUGAAGAAACAGUAGGAGGAGUAGAACGAAUAGUGCCAUCUCAUUGUGGCCAAAGAAAUUGUCCACCUGGAUACAAAGGUCAGAAAUGUCAAGAACUGGAGGUGGACAAAAUACCGCCCAAGGUUGAAUAUUGUCCUGGAGAUUUGUGGAUCAUAACCAAGAACGGUUCGGCGUUGGUAGUGUGGGAUGAGCCGCAUUUCAGCGACAAUGUGGGGAUAACGAAAGUUCAAGAGAAGAGCGGACAUCGACCUGGACAAACGCUGUUAUGGGGUAUUUAUCAGAUAGCAUAUGUCGCUUCUGAUGCUGCUGGUAAUACAGCAACAUGUACUUUCAAGGUUUCUGUAUUAGCUGAAUUUUGUCCAGAAUUGCCAGACCCAAUCGGUGGAAUCCAGUCAUGCAAAGACUGGGGUGCCGGUGGCCAGUUCAAGGUUUGCGAAAUCGGGUGCAACCCAGGCUUGAGAUUCUCCCAAGAAAUUCCUCUUUUCUACACCUGUGGAGCUGAAGGAUUUUGGAGACCAACGAAUAAUCCAAAUCUGCCAUUAGUAUAUCCAGCUUGUUCUGCUUCUAAACCUGCCCAAAGGGUAUUCAGAAUCGCGAUGUUGUUCCCAAGCUCAGUACUAUGUAACGAAGCAGGACAAGGAGUACUCAAACAAAGAGUGCGUACAGCAGUUAACUCCCUGAACAGAGAUUGGAACUUCUGUUCGUUCUCUGUCGAAGGUACUAGAGAGUGUAAAGAACUCAAUAUAGACGUUAAGUGCGACCACAGGAAUAGGCAAACGAGACAAGUGAGCAACGAUGAUGACGGUGGUACCUACGUCAUCAAUGCCAGUGUACCCGUUGGCAAAAAUUCCCGACAAGGAAGGCAGUCGUCCAGUGAUACUUACGACAUAGAAAUCUCAUUCCCGGCGUUGAAUGAUCCAGUAGUACACUCCAACACGAAUGAGAGAUCUUCUGUGAAAGCCCUACUAGAGAAGUUGAUACUGGAAGAAGAUCAAUUCGAUGUACGAGACAUUCUGCCAAACACUGUACCAGAUCCGUCGUCGUUGGUACUUCAAUCCGAUUACGCUUGUCCUUCUGGUCAAGUUGUUAUGGCACCAGAUUGCGUUCCUUGUUCCAUCGGAUCCUACUACAACAAAGAUACAAAGACCUGUAUUUCUUGCGCUCAAGGAUUCUAUCAGAGCGAAUCUGGACAGCUACAGUGUAUACAAUGUCCUGUUAUUGCUGGCAGACCAGGAGUAACAGUUGGACUUGGAGCUCGAAGUGCUGCUGAUUGCAAAGAGCGUUGCCCAGCUGGAAAAUACUAUGAUCAUGAUGCUGGUUUAUGUCGCAGCUGCGGACACGGAUUCUAUCAACCCAACGAAGGAUCUUUCUCUUGCGAAAUUUGUGGUUUGGGAAAAACUACAAGAACGAACGAAGCUGUUUCAGUUAAAGAAUGUCGUGAUGAAUGUGGCAGUGGAAUGCAGCUUGCAUUGGACGGAAAAUGUGAACCAUGUCCUCGGGGAACCUUCAGAUCUCAAGGAGUUCAAUCAGCCUGCCAAGGAUGUCCUAUUGGAAGGACAACCCCAAAGGUUGGCGCGGUUACUGUUGAGGAAUGUUCUUUACCAGUCUGUACGCCAGGCUCUUAUCUGAAUGGAACAUUGAACAGCUGCACACCGUGUAAGAAGGGAUACUAUCAGUCCGAAUCCCAGCAGACGACAUGCAUUCAGUGUCCUCCAAAUACUAGUACUAAGGGACCUGCCGCGACGAGCAAAGCUGAAUGUGUGAACCCUUGUGACACUGAGAUACAUUGCGACCCCAACGCAUUCUGUCUGGUGAAUCUUGAAACUGGCGACUUCAAGUGCGAGUGUAAGCCAGGCUUUAACAGUACUGGCUAUCAUUGCAUCGAUGUUUGUGAUGGUUUCUGCGAGAAUGAAGGCACUUGUGUCAAAGACGUCAGAGGUCAACCGUCCUGUAGGUGCAUCGGAAGCUUUACAGGAAAACAUUGCCACGAGAAAUCGGAGUUCGCUUAUAUCGCUGGUGGUAUUGCCGCCUCCGUUAUUCUAAUAAUCUUCAUUGUACUGUUGAUAUGGAUGAUUUGCGCAAGGUAAGAAUUUCACUCUCGA
Molecule: messenger RNA, 10516 nt
Organism: Leptinotarsa decemlineata (Colorado potato beetle)
Lineage: Eukaryota; Metazoa; Arthropoda; Insecta; Coleoptera; Chrysomelidae
Gene: uif
Product: sushi, von Willebrand factor type A, EGF and pentraxin domain-containing protein uif
Biological process (GO): Notch signaling pathway
Molecular function (GO): Notch binding; calcium ion binding
Source: RefSeq, a predicted model, not a curated record